This is a messenger RNA of Cyclocybe aegerita, 843 nucleotides long. The record is from the annotation of a GenBank genome assembly. Lineage: Eukaryota; Fungi; Basidiomycota; Agaricomycetes; Agaricales; Hemipholiotaceae.
AUGCUUCCUCCUCGUGCUUACACCUUCAUUGGAUUGAACGCAAUCCGCGUUCUGAGUAUCAUCGCUCUCCUGCUGGUCUUCGCAAGCAAUGUUGUCACCCUCGCAAAUGAUAUCAAGGCAGUCAACCACUUUAUGGACGCGAGCAAGCAGGCAGAUGCCACCACCGAUGCCACUGGCUCCUCGAACUCGACGAUAGACGCGAUGCGAGACGCAGAUUAUAUCAUGGGAAGCACCGUGCCGAACCAGCCAGCAGGCGCCUUCUGGGCCGUGCUCAACAGGCUGUUUAUUAUCUUCCAAACCAUCGUGCUCAUCCUCUCUGAACUCGGCUGGCCAGCGAGGUUCUUCGACCGGUAUUUCCCUGUCCUCGGGAAGGAGUUUGGAUUGGGUGCUCUCGGUCUCAUCCAGAUGCUAAUCGGAGCUGCCAUUCUCUCUCACCGCGUCGACACCUUCACCCUUGUCUCCGCCUUCUUCCUCUUCUCCCUCGGAUGCGUGAACGUCUUCGUCGGGCUCAUCUUCCGACAAGGCGCCAAGUCGAAGCGCUCCAUCACCUCAUGGCGGGAACACGCGAAGAGCGCCCUCCCGACGCACAUCGGGCCCAUCAACGUCGCCUCCGUCGUGUCGAGCCCACCCUCGUUCGUGUCAAACUUGUACACCGGUGGCAGCGCGGCCAGCCACGUGAGCGACAGCAAGGGCAGCUACGCCGGCGAUGAGAAGGACAAGUUUGCUGGGUUUGGGUUUGGCAGGCAGGGCGAAAAGGCUGCGGCAUUGAAGGGAUUCUUAAUCUCGAAGCCGGUCGAGUCGUUGCCUCGGUACGCUCCCUCACCCAAGGCUGGGAGCGUGUAG